This is a messenger RNA of Nymphaea colorata (pocket water lily), 3069 nucleotides long. Its product is annotated as beta-adaptin-like protein A. The record is from RefSeq and is a predicted model, not a curated record. Gene Ontology annotation, cellular component: clathrin adaptor complex; membrane coat. Gene Ontology annotation, molecular function: clathrin binding. The transcript is spliced from 11 exons. Bases 178 to 2703 code for a protein of 841 amino acids. NCBI's taxonomy places the organism in Eukaryota, Viridiplantae, Streptophyta, Magnoliopsida, Nymphaeales, Nymphaeaceae. Gene Ontology annotation, biological process: intracellular protein transport; vesicle-mediated transport.
UGAACGUCUCGGUUUCCAUCGGGCAGGAAGAGAAAAGAAGGGGCUGCUCGUUUGGCUACGGACGCCAUUUUCCCUUCCCUCGUCGGCCAUUCUCGAAGCCCUCAUCUCCAUCUUUGAUGCGUUUGAUCAUCUGCAGUUGAGGAGAAGAAACGAGACACAGAGAAGAGGGAAGAGCCAAUGGCUCCCCCUCCCGUUCAGUCUCAUAGAGGCCCUCCACCUCCUCAGCCGUCCGGGAAGGGAGAGGUCGCAGAUCUUAAGCUGCAGCUUCGCCAAUUGGCCGGCAGCCUCGCCCCCGGCGCGGAGUCCUCGAAGCGGGAGCUCUUCAAGAAGGUCAUAUCUUACAUGACCAUCGGUAUCGAUGUCUCCUCCCUCUUCAGCGAGAUGGUGAUGUGCUCCGCGACCUCAGAUAUCGUGCUGAAGAAGAUGUGCUACCUGUACGUGGGGAAUUAUGCCAAGGGCAACCCGGACCUCGCGCUUCUCACCAUCAAUUUCCUACAGAGGGACUGCAAGGACGAAGAUCCGAUGAUUCGGGGGCUUGCGCUGAGGAGUCUUUGCUCGCUUAGAGUGAAGAACCUGGUGGAGUAUUUGAUCGGUCCUUUGGGAGCCGGAUUGAAGGAUAGCAGCAGCUAUGUGAGGACGGUUGCGGCCAUUGGCGUCCUCAAGCUCUAUCAUAUAUCAGCGACGACAUGCAUCGAAUCUGAUUUCCCUGCGAUGCUAAAAAAUCUCAUGCUUCAGGACCCUGAUGCCCAGGUGGUUGCUAAUUGUUUGUCCUCUCUUGAAGAAAUAUUAAGCUUAGAAGGUAACACAUCUGAGGAAGCAUCUAGAGAGAGAGAAUCAUUACUUAGCAAGCCAGUAGUAUAUCACUUGCUAAAUCGAAUUAAGGAGUUUAGUGAAUGGGCACAGUGUUUGGUACUUGACCUGGUAGCAAAUUAUGUACCAUCAGAUAGCAGUGAAAUUUUUGAUAUAAUGAACCUGUUAGAAGAUCGACUUCAGCACGCCAAUGGUGCUGUUGUUUUAGCGACAAUUAAGGUGUUUCUUCAGUUGACUAUGUCCAUGACUGACGUGCAUCAGCAGGUCUAUGAGCGCAUAAAAGCUCCUUUACUUACUUUAGUGAGCUCUGGAAGCCCUGAGCAGUCAUAUGCAGUUUUGAGCCACCUGCAUCUACUGGUGUUGCGUGCACCCAUGCUCUUUUCGUCGGACUAUAAACAUUUCUAUUGCCAGUACAGUCAGCCUUUCUAUGUGAAAAAACUGAAACUGGAAAUGUUGACAGCUGUUGCAAAUGAGAGCAAUACUUAUGAAAUUGUUACGGAACUAUGUGAAUAUGCUGCAAAUGUUGAUGUUGCUAUUGCAAGAGAGUCAAUUCGUGCAGUUGGAAAGAUUGCAUUACAGCAAUAUGAUGUAAAUGCUAUUGUUGACCGUUUACUUCAGUUUCUGGAGAUGGAAAAAGACUAUGUGACUGCCGAAACACUGGUGCUUGUGAAAGAUCUUUUAAGGAAAUACCCUCAAUGGAGUCAUGACUGCAUUGCUGUUGUUGGUAGCAUUAGCAGCAAAAAUGUUCAAGAACCCAAGGCUAAAGCAGCCUUAAUAUGGAUGCUAGGAGAGUAUUCUCAAGACAUGGCUGAUGCUCCUUACAUCCUUGAAAAUUUAGUUGAAAACUGGAGUGAUGAAGAUUCUGCAGAGGUUAAGCUGCACUUGCUUACUGCAAUAUUAAAGUGUUUCUUGAAAAGACCACCUGAAAUGCGGAAAGCAUUAGGAGCUGCAUUAGCUGCUGGUUUAGCGGAUUCUCACCAGGAUGUUCAUGAUAGAGCCUUAUUCUACUACAGGCUUUUGCAUCAUGACGUGUCAGUAGCUGAACGUGUAGUAAAUCCUCCCAAGCAAGCAGUUUCUGUCUUUGCGGACACUCAGAGUAGUGAAAUUAAAGAUCGGAUAUUUGAUGAAUUCAAUAGCUUAUCUGUACUAUACCAGCAGCCUUCAUACCUGUUUACCGAUAAAGAACAUCGUGGGCCAUUUGAGUUCUCAGAAGACCUUGCAACCUUGUCAUUGACAGAUGAUGCAGCAGAUGGCACACUUUCAGGACAAAGAGUUGAAGCAACUGACAAUGACCUUCUGUUAAGUGUGUCAGAAAAAGAAGAGAAUAAAGGUCACACUAACAAUGGACAUUCUGCAUAUAGUGCUCCCGAUUAUAACGGUCCUGCUAUGGGUGCUCUUAUACCCACAGAGACUGCAUUUUCAAGCUCCCCAGCACCACCCAUCAGUUCUAGCUUGCCUAUUGAUGAUCUUCUUGGCUUGGGUUCCGCAGUUGCUCCUUCAGCAUCUUUGAAGCUUAACGCCAAAGCAGUUCUUGAUCCCGGCACAUUCCAAAAGAAGUGGGGUCAGCUACCAAUUGCUUUGUCACUGCAGGAUUUCUCAUUGACCCCACAAGGAGCUGCUACUUUGACAACACCUCAGGUCCUCCUCCGGCACAUGCAGAGCAAUUCCAUAUUGUGCAUAGCUUCUGGUGGUCAGGCUCCAAACUUCAAAUUCUUCUUCUAUGCACAGAAAGCUGAUGAUCUGUUGUCAGCUACUUCUUUCUAUCUUGUUGAGUGCCUUAUAAACACCUCCUCAGCAAAGGCACAGAUAAAAAUCAAGGCUGAUGAUAAAAGUACAACCCAGGCUUUCUCGUCCUUGUUUCAAUCAGCUUUGCUCAAGCUUGGUGCACCAUAGAUAUGAGAUCGUGCAGUUUCACCCUUUUGUUGCCGCUGGAAAACUGUUGCUGGAAGGUGAGCAGUAUGGUUUCCUAUUGGCAGAUUACAAGUAUGUAGUGUCAUUGUGCUGAACCAGGCGGCUGCUAAACUGCAUGAGGUAGCAACAGUCCCAAAUCUGGAUAAGUUUAUGGUUUGCUCGACAAUGGGGAGAGAUGAGAUUGGAGUCUAUUUGCCAUCUCCAUGUCUCGCUGAAUAAACGGCUUGUAACAUAGAAUACUUUGAAUUUCGUUAGGAGAAAAUAUUUUUGCUGAAUACUGUGUAUUGUUUAAAAUGCUGAAGACUACAAAGAAAAUGCUUAUACACGUUUCAAUCCACGGUUGCUACA